AUGGGGCAGGAAAAGCAGAAGUACUUAAUAAGGUUAUUAAAGAAAAAGUCACAGGAGCAACAACAUCUCUAUUGCUUAAUAAAGGUUCUGCAUUUAAAAAACUUAGACGAGGUAACUACAAUAGAAGAAAUAACAGCAGCUAUAUGUUCGGCUUUAUCAAUUGAAAAAUGUGAAGUGGAUGUCAGAGGGCUCAGACCUGCAUAUGGAGGAAAGCAAAAUGCGACUGUAAUAAUAGCAAAAGACGAGGCAAAUAAGUUAUUACAGCUAGGUCAAAUACCAAUUGGAUGGAUGAAUUGCAAGAUGGCAGAAAGACAAAGAGAGAUCAAGUGUUAUAGAUGUUGGCAAUAUGGUCACAUUAAAUCGCAGUGUGAAGGACCGGAUAGAUCCAGUCAAUGUGUUAAGUGUAGCGAAACAGCCCAUAAAGCAGUGGAUUGUAAAAAUGAACCUCACUGUAUAAGUUGCAAUCAAGGAGGGCACCAGACGGGGAGUAAUAAGUGUCCAAAAAUAAGGCAGUUACGAAUGACAAAGCUGAGAAGUAAUAUUUCAAAUCAAGAUUAA
Molecule: messenger RNA, 558 nt
Organism: Sitophilus oryzae (rice weevil)
Lineage: Eukaryota; Metazoa; Arthropoda; Insecta; Coleoptera; Curculionidae
Exons: 1
Coding region: 1-558 (185 amino acids)
Molecular function (GO): zinc ion binding; nucleic acid binding
Source: RefSeq, a predicted model, not a curated record